AUGGGUCCUUCGACACUGCACAAGCUCUCUCUGGUCUGCCUCAUCUCAAGCAGAGUCUCCGCUUCCGCAGCGCUGGCCACCGCUCUUGAAGCCGCUCAAGCUGUUGGCCUGCUGCGCCGACAGGAAGGCACUUGCGGCGGGGAUGCGUCUCUCUCACAAUGUAGUGGAGACCUUCCAUCCGACUUCUGCUGUCCGAGCUCUUCGACAUGUACCAAGCUCAACAGCACGGAGACAUCCGUAAUAUGCUGUCCACGCGGCGCCAACUGUGGCUUUAUCCGGCCCAUAAACUGCGAUCUCCAACAGCAGAACGCAACGCUCCAUCCAACGAAUCCAAUUCAUACCACUGAGCUCGACGGAUCACUCCCGAAAUGCGGCGACGCGUGCUGCCCGUUUGGCUUCGCGUGCGAAGAUGGCAUGUGCAAGAUGCUCACCACCGCUCCCACACCCGGCAGCCCCAGCACGACCGUCUCGCUCGCCGUCCCCACCUCCGCGCAAACCGGUGCCGCCAUCUCAACCAUUCCAGCGACAUCCUCGCCGCCCGCCUCCUCUUUCCCCGCGAAAGCCGUCCUAGCCGGCCUCUUCCCCGGCCUCGCCCUCGGCAUCAUCCUAACCCUCGCCAUCUUUUUCCUCCUCCAACGCCGUAGAGCCAAAAAGGCGCGCUACUCCGGCGACUUCGGCCCCGUCUCCCGCACCGUGAGCGACCCGAUCUACAACCCCGCCAUGAGCGCGCGCACCGAUUUUCUGCGCCGUCAGAACAGCACCAGUGCCAGCCAGAGGCACAGCCGGAACGGCAGCGGCGGCAGCAGCGACAGCAACCGCCCGCUCGCGACGCCAGAAAACGCCCACGGAGGCGGAAGAUACUACACCUCCGCGCGCAGCACGCCGACCGUGGUCCCCUCGCCAGGUGUCCCGGUGAUCGGCCUCGUAAAGGGAGGACGGCUCUCUCGCCUCCCCUCCCGCCCCAGGACGCCGAAAAUCCGCUCGCUCUUCGCGCCAAAGUCGCCGCACCCUGCGCAGGCGCAGCAAAUGACGUCCUUCCCGUCCUCAGCGCCCGACGCCCGCCGCGCUGCGAAUCCCGCGCGGGAUCCAUAUCGCACGCCGACGCGGCAGAUGCGCAGCCGCAGCGUGCUGUCGGAUGAGCGGCCGAAGACGGGGAGUACGGAGACGAUCGACGUGUUGAUGCCUGGGCUGAGCUUUUUGCAGGCGCCGCCGCCGAUUGGAGAGGGAGGAAGAGGGGAGAGGCCGAUGACGGGGAACACGACGUUCAGUCGGCUUAUGGAGGAUGCGGGGUUUGGGCGGGAGAGUAGGGACAGGAUUGGUGGUGGGCCGGGAUUUGCGAGGUGA
This is a messenger RNA of Coniosporium apollinis CBS 100218, 1344 nucleotides long. RefSeq lists its product as uncharacterized. Bases 1 to 1344 code for a protein of 447 amino acids. The record is from RefSeq and is a predicted model, not a curated record. The transcript has a single exon. NCBI's taxonomy places the organism in Eukaryota, Fungi, Ascomycota, Dothideomycetes.